Neoarthrinium moseri is the source of this 4080-nucleotide messenger RNA. RefSeq lists its product as uncharacterized. Gene Ontology annotation, molecular function: 5-oxoprolinase (ATP-hydrolyzing) activity. Gene Ontology annotation, cellular component: cytosol. The coding region runs from base 1 to 4080 and encodes 1359 amino acids. Lineage: Eukaryota; Fungi; Ascomycota; Sordariomycetes; Amphisphaeriales; Apiosporaceae. The transcript has 4 exons. Gene Ontology annotation, biological process: glutathione metabolic process. The record is from RefSeq and is a predicted model, not a curated record.
AUGGGGUCGACAAGUACACAGGAACGCGGCAUCCGCAUUGCUAUCGACAGAGGUGGCACCUUCACCGACUGCGUCGGUACUUUGAACGGGGAAGAUGUCGUGAUCAAGCUCCUAUCCGAAGACCCGGCCAACUACGAAGAUGCGCCGCUCGAGGGCAUUCGUCGCAUCAUGAGCCAUUUCCUCGACCGGGACAUUCCUCGCGGCGAGCCUCUCGACACGUCCAAGAUCGAUAGCAUACGAAUGGGCACGACCGUCGCAACCAACGCACUUCUGGAGCGCAAAGGCGAGCGCAUUGCCCUCGUUGUCACCAAGGGCUUCAAGGAUUGCUUAGCCAUUGGGAACCAGAGCAGGCCGAAGAUCUUCGACUUGGCGAUUCGUAAACCCGAUGUUCUCUACGAGGAGGUUAUCGAAAUCGACGAGAGGGUUACACUGGAGGACUAUGCAGAAGAUCCCCAAAGAUACUUGACAAAAGCCGACGCAAAGGCCGGAGGAGAAGGGUCAGCAAAAGCCGAUGUAGUAAUGGGACUCUCCGGCGAAGCCGUCCGUGUUUUGCGCCGGCCUGAGGACGAAGGCAUCCGGCUACAGCUCAAGGCAAUCCACGAUAAGGGAAUCAGAAGCGUAGCGGUUUGCUUGAUGCAUGGUUACACUUUCCCAGAUCACGAGGCUUUGAUUGGUAGAAUUGCCAAAGAGGUCGGCUUCCAGCACAUCUCGCUGAGUCACGAACUCAUGCCCAUGAUCAAGCUGGUCUCAAGAGCGACGAGCGUAUGUGCCGACGCAUACCUCACACCUGCGAUCAAGAAAUAUAUCUCCGGAUUCCAGAAAGGCUUCGAGGGUGGCCUGGGGACAAGGAGCGUGCUAGAUGAACAGGGCAGCAAAGGUGCCCGCUGCGAGUUUAUGCAGAGCGAUGGAGGGUUAGUGGACGUGGAAAAGUUCACAGGCUUAAAAGCGAUCCUGUCAGGUCCGGCGGGCGGAGUUGUUGGCUAUGCAAUCACGAGCUAUGAUGACGAGACGAAGGUGCCUGUCAUUGGCUUUGACAUGGGUGGUACUUCAACAGAUGUUUCGAGGUAUGGCGAAGGCAGAUACGAGCAUGUCUUUGAAACCACCACAGCCGGCGUCACAAUACAGUCGCCUCAGCUGGACAUCAACACCGUCGCCGCUGGUGGCGGAAGCCGACUAUUCUUCAAGAAUGGUCUAUUCGUUGUCGGUCCCGAAUCCGCUGGUGCACAUCCUGGACCAGCUUGCUACCGGAAAGGUGGGCCUGCCACCGUCACCGACGCCAAUCUGUUCCUGGGUCGUCUAUUACCCGAGUUCUUCCCCAAGAUCUUUGGAAAGAAUGAGGACGAGGGUCUGGAUGUAGAGGCCAGCAAGAAGGUCAUUCAAGAGCUUACAGAUCAGGUCAACAAGGAGACCGGCAAGAAUAUGACCCUCGAUGAGGUCGCGUAUGGCUUCCUGACGAUUGCUAACGAGGCAAUGACAAGACCCAUUAGGUCCAUUACUGAGGCGAAGGGGCACGAUUCAUCAAAACACAGACUAGCGACGUUCGGUGGUGCUGGUGGCCAACAUGCCGUAGCCAUUGCCGAGGCACUUGGAAUCAAACAGAUCCUCGUACACAGAUAUUCUUCUGUCUUGUCAGCAUAUGGUAUGGCCUUGGCCGAUGUCGUCGAUGAGCGACAAGAGCCGGAAUCCAAGGUUUGGCAAGCUGAAGGAGAGGCCGUCAAUGAGCUUAAAUCCAAGAUGGACAAACUCAAGGACAAAUCCCGACAGGCUCUGGAAGAUCAAGGUUUUACCGACGAGGAUAUUGUUUUCGAGGAGUAUCUCAACAUGCGAUAUCGAGGCACAGAGUCGGCGCUUAUGAUAAUUAAGCCUACUGGUGACAACAACACAAAGGAAUGGGACUUUGGCGAGGCGUUCGUCCAGCAUCAUCGGUAUGAAUUUGGUUUCACACUCGACGAAAGGGAUAUCAUCGUAGAUGAUGUGCGCGUCCGCGGUAUCGGCAAGAGUUUCAGAUACCAGGAUGAGACUGUCGAUAAGCAGCUCAAGAGCGUCAAGCGUCACAGUGCGGAAGGCAAGUCGGCUCACGGCCAGUCUCAGGUAUACUUCGAGGGCGGCAGGUUGGAUACCCCAAUCUAUAAGUUAAAGGAUCUGUCAAUUGGGGAUGAGAUCAAGGGUCCGGCUAUGUUGGCGGAUGGAACACAAACCAUUGUCGUCACCCCGAAAACCAAGGCACUGAUCCUGAAGACCCACGUUAUCAUUGACCUUCAGCAGGAAGGUAAAGAUGAUUCACAUAAGGAUUCCGAUAUGUCCAAACGGGAAGUUGACCCAAUCUUGCUCAGCAUCUUCGGCCACAGAUUCAUGGCUAUUGCAGAGCAAAUGGGCCGGGCUCUCCAAAAGACUAGUGUCAGCACCAAUGUCAAAGAACGGUUGGACUUCUCGUGUGCCAUCUUCGACGCAGGCGGUGGACUGGUAGCUAACGCACCACAUCUUCCUGUUCACUUGGGAUCAAUGUCGACAUGCGUACGUACACAGGCCAAGAUCUGGGAAGGCAAGUUGAAAAAAGGAGAUGUCAUUAUCUCAAAUCACCCGUCUUAUGGUGGUACCCACUUGCCCGAUAUAACGCUUCUGAUGCCGGCAUUCAAUGAAAAGGGCGAUAAGAUCCUCUUUUAUGCAGCAUCGCGGGCACAUCACGCCGACAUUGGAGGUAUCACGGCUGGUAGCAUGCCACCACACUCUAGGGAGCUGUUCCAGGAGGGUGCUGCGAUCAAGAGCGAGAAGAUUGUCAGCGAGGGAAAGUUUAAUGAGAAGCGAAUAACCGAAUUGCUGUACAACGAGCCGGCUCAGUAUCCCGGCUGCAGCGGCACAAGAUGCCUGGCAGACAACAUCAACGAUCUCCGAGCCCAAGUGUCGGCUAACCAGAAGGGAAUUUCGCUCAUCGAAGGUUUGAUUGAUGAGUAUGGUGAGGAUACGGUACAGUUUUACAUGGUCAACAUUCAGAAGAACGCAGAGAAAUGCGUACGAGAGCUUCUGAAGAAAGUCUCCAAGAAGUUCGAGGGCAAAGAUCUGUCCGCGGUAGAUUUCAUGGAUGAUGGGAGUCCCAUUCGCCUUCGCGUCACCAUCGAUGCCGAGAAAGGUGAAGCAAUCUUCGACUUUGACGGCACAGGCCCUGAGGUGUACGGAAAUGUGAACGCCCCGGAAGCUGUCACUUACUCAGCUAUCAUCUACUGCUUGCGAUGUCUCAUCUCGGAGGAUAUCCCUCUGAACCAAGGCUGUCUGAGACCUAUAAACGUCAAGAUCCCGCCAAAGUCGCUGCUUUCUCCGUCCACAGGGGCUGCGGUCGUGGGUGGGAAUGUUCUUACCAGCCAGCGUGUUACCGACGUUAUCUUCAAGGCUUUCCAGGCUUGUGCCGCAUCGCAGGGUGACUGCAACAACUUGACCUUUGGCUUUGGUGGUAAUGUCACCGGAGAGAAGGAAGUUAAAGGAUUUGGAUACUAUGAGACUAUUGCAGGUGGUUCGGGUGCUGGUCCAGACUGGGAGGGUACAUCGGGCGUGCACACACACAUGACCAAUACCCGCAUAACAGACUCGGAGGUGUUUGAGAGGCGGUAUCCCGUUCUCUUGCGAGAGUUUUCAUUGCGCAAGGGCUCGGGUGGGAAAGGACAGCACAAUGGCGGAGACGGUGUCGUCCGUGACAUCGAAUUCCGCAUACCUGUCCAGGUUUCGAUCCUCAGCGAGCGGAGAGUAUACAGGCCGUAUGGCCUCGCAGGGGGCGAGGACGCUCAGUGUGGUCUCAAUAUCUGGGUAAGGAGGGUGGCAAAGAGCAACCCGGAGAAGGACCUUGCCGUUGCGCAGGGACAUGCGACCUCGGAUAGCGCAGAUGUUGAGUAUGAAGAACGGUAUAUCAACAUGGGCGCCAAGAACAGCGCCCCAUUCAAAGCGGGGGACAGAAUAAUCAUCAACACUCCGGGAGGCGGCGGUUGGGGCAAGGUUGGAGAGAAGAAGGUCCAGCGGGACAUGAAGGACCACACUGACAGCUGGAAGAGGGGCAGCCAUGCCAAUCGUGAGGAGACUGCUUUGCAAGCAUAG